CGGCGGUGGCGGCGGCCAUGUUGCCGUAUCCCGAGAGAAGAGAGAACGAUCCGAGAGAGCACCGUGAGGCUGCUUCGUUUGUUGCUUGCAGCGGCGGUCCAAACUUUAAGAAGUUUAAUUCUCUUUUAUACAAACGAUCGUCUUUGCCAGUGCGUUGUGUCAAAAAUACAAGUAUUCCGCGAUCCGUAUCGUCGUCGCCGUCUCCGUCGCCGUCUCCGUUGCCGUUGCCGUCUGAGUUGCCGUUGCCGUUGCCGUUACCGUCGCCGUCCUCUUCGCAAUACUUUUCGUCGCGGCUUCGUCGUUACUGGUCGUACGCAUCUUUAGAUUAACGCGGUUUCGACGACGAGGGCGACGACGACGACGACGAGGACGACGACGAGGACGACGACGACGACGACGACGACGACAACGACGACGCGUACGCGCGUGUGCCUUCUGUGCUUCUUACGUUUUCUCGCGUUUCUUCUACUUCUGGCAUGUCUCCUAUACUCGAGGAGACCACGGAAUAAUUCGCGGGAUAACUCUUCUUCUUGCGAAGCGCUAGAAAACGCAAAAAGUGCGCGACCGAGAGAAAGGAUUCUCCGAGAGGUGAUAACGAAAAGAGAAAACGAAUAAAAGAGGAAAGGUGACGCUAUGACGUGCGACAAGUGAAUUUCGUGAAUUGCUCUGAAGGAAGGACCGGAGGAAGAGGAAGAAGAGAUUGAAACUAUUUUAGCCCUCUUUCGUUUUUUCGUUCGUGUACGCGAAAAGGAUCACUCUCCGACGGGAUGCCCAAUCUCGAAAGAAAGGUCCUUCGAUAGCACGACGUUUCCAUUGCACUAGCGAAUUCGCGAAAGAAGAAACGACGCCGAUGGACACUAUUAUCCGCUGAGAUGUGAUCCAGAAUACCGCAGGGACGCUCGGUAGUUUGUAGUUGGUCCCCCGUUCCCCUUUUACCGCCCCCUCACCCCACCACCCCACACGACUUAUCACCUACUACCUCGCGCUCUCUUUCCCUCUCUCCCUCUCUCUCUCUCUCUCUCUCUCUCUCUCUCUCUCUCUCUCUAUCUAUCUAUCUAUCUAUCUAUCUAUCUAUCUAUCUAUCUAUCUGUCUAUCUAUCUGUCUGUCUGUCUCUCUCCCUUCUUUCCAUCUUUUCAUCCUUCCUCCAACGCCCUCCUGCCCCUUUACAACGAUAAACGUAACCUUACCGAUGCCACAACGUACGGCGAUCGAAUCGAUUUUCACACGGAUUCGGCGAACGCGCUUGAAUUCGUGACGCCGGUUCAUCAUCUCCCGCCUCUUCUAAAUGCACCUUGGACGAGUGCAGGAGGGACCCGUGUCGCCGGCAUCCUCUUCCCUAAGCAAUCAAAAUCAAAACGAAAACGAUCAACAACAGGUUUUACUGGCGACGAUGCAGCCGGUGAACGUGUUAGAUCUACACGAACCUCCGGCUGUGCAUCCGCUUCAUCCGAAGUAUCAUCAUCACCAUCACCACCGUCACCAUCAUCAUCACCAUCAUCAUCAUCAUCAUCAGCAGCAGCAGCAGCAGCAGCAGCAGCAGCAGCAGCAGCAGCAGCAGCAGCAGCAGCAGCAGCAACACGGUAUUAGCGGAGAUCCGGAGGACGUGCAGCAACGUGGUACGAACGGAGCGGAGGAUCAGGACGGUCGAGUUACGCCGGUAACGGAAACGACUGGUGGAAAUCCAACGUUGGCCGUCGGCGAGCACAAGAUGAUAGAUCUUAUUUACAACGAUGGGCAAAAGACGGUGAUGUACACCCACGACAAGGAGAUAAUAUACGAGAACGAGGCCGAUCGAGUUCAAGUGGUCGAGUAUCCACCACCCCCGCCGUCGCCACCUUCGCCCUCGCCGCCCUCGGUCGUCAGCAGAACCGGACUACUACCGCCGACUUGCGUAGCACCGAGAACAGGGGCUGGUGCGACCGCAGCGGCUCUUCAUCUUCAUCACUAUCCUCAAUUGCAGCUGCAACACGAGGACGAGCUACCGAGCGUUCGUCACACCGUAACCGCCACCGCGCCGAAUUGCGGAACCGCCACCACCACCACGACCGUUCUCGUCCUUUCCGAGCUCGUAGCCGCCGAUCCGGCAGCCGGUGCUGCCGCCGCUCAGCAGCUCACGCUAACGGCCGCGGCCGCUGCGGCUUCUCUUCGCGCUGGACGACGAAGUCGCAGCGAGGAAGAGACGAACGGCAGCGUCUCGGUGGGCGACGAGUCUCAGCAACAACAGCAACAACAGCAAGGCUACGUGUCGCAACGAGAGAGUCAAGAGGAGGAGGAAGAAUUAGCGGCGGAGGAAGCUGCCGCGGCUCAGGCUGCGGCUCAGGCUGCGGCUCAGGCUGCGGCUCAGUCCCUUCAGAGUGCCAGCGAGGAGACCGAUCCGGAAGUUCACAAGAGAGUCACUGCGGUGCAGGUGCAGGUUCAGGGUAUGGAGGGCGACUGGCGCGCCUACUGCGAGCAUCCGCUCUCAGUUGCGACCGCGGCAAUGCUAAAUCUCCAACAACAGCAUCAGGUCUCGACUGUCGCCAGCCAUGGCGACGAUCCAGCCGCUUCCUACGUCUACGAGUACUACAAGCUACCGGAAAAGGCCACCACCGACGUCAAGCUACCCCCGACGCACGAGCUUUGGUCCACGGGUGUGAUGGGCCAAAAGCUGCUGGUGCAGGAGGCGCCUGGCUCCGGUUCUGGCUCGGCAAAUCGCAUGGAAGGCGGCGAAGGCGCCGGAGGUGGGGAGCUCCAUCAUUUCCUCCACCAAUACAACCAGCAGUCUCACAGUCCUGGUCAGAGUCUCCAAGGUGGGCUUCCGCUUCCGUUGAGCCCGCAGUCGCUCCGACACGACGGUUCCUCCAGCGCCGGCAUCGCCGGAGUUAAGAGGGAACCCGAGGAUCUCAGUUCCUCGCGCGGAGCUCAACAAUCCAGCAAACGUCAUAAGCAGGCGCAACCGGAGAGUCCAACGCCGCCGGGAAUGUACCAUCACCAUCAACAUCAGCUACAGGUGCAACAGUACGGAAGUCCGUACGAUCCGUACACCUCGUGCAGUCCACGAUUACAGUCCACCGCGUACACCUCGACGUCCGGAACGAGCGCGACAAACAACGCGAAUGCAAGUGGCAUUCAUCAGGAAACAACAGCCGUCUACGUAACGGGUGACGCUCUGCCACCGCUCGCAUCCUCGAGCUCUUCCUCGUUGUCGACGAGCACAGCCUCCUAUACGAGAUACGAGGUCGUACCCAGCUCUUACGCCACGACGCACGCGAUACGCUCCUCCUCGAGCAGCAGCAAAGUUCUCACCGUCGAUCUACCGAGUCCCGAUUCCGGAAUCGGUGCCGACGCCGUCACACCUAGGCAGGAUCAUCACGCACCUACGGCCCUUCAUCAGUCGUCCUUCGACUAUACGGAGCUCUGCCCCGGAGGAACGGCAACUGGUGCAGCGGUCGUUCUCGAGAGCGGAGCCGUGAUACAUCAUCAACCUCUGCAACUGCAGCUACAACAGAGCCAUGCGCAAGCGCAGGUGCAGCGUGGCGGUCUCGUCGCGGCAGGUGCGACCAAUCCUACCACGAAUCCAAAUCCACCGAGGUCAAGACCUUGGCACGAUUUUGGAAGACAGAACGAUGCCGACAAGAUACAGAUACCAAAGAUCUUCUCGGCGUACGGUUUCAAGUAUCAUCUGGAGUCUCCCAUCAGCACGUCUCAACGACGCGAGGACGACAGAAUAACGUACAUCAAUAAGGGUCAAUUCUAUGGUAUAACUCUCGAUUACGUACCGGAUCCGGACAAACCGCUUCUUAAGGCGGGACAAACGGUUAAGAGCGUGGUUAUGCUGAUGUUCCGAGAGGAGAAGAGUCCCGAGGACGAGAUCAAAGCCUGGCAAUUCUGGCAUGGAAGACAGCAUUCCGUAAAGCAACGUAUUCUCGAUGCUGAUACAAAAAACAGCGUUGGUUUGGUGGGUUGCAUAGAGGAAGUCGCGCACAAUGCGAUUGCUGUUUAUUGGAAUCCCUUGGAAUCUUCUGCAAAGAUAAACGUCGCCGUGCAGUGUCUCAGCACAGAUUUCUCCAGUCAGAAGGGCGUAAAGGGCCUACCGCUACAUAUUCAAGUGGACACGUACGAGGAACCCCCACCACACACUCACACUUACACGCCACCCUCGCAUCGCGGUUAUUGUCAGAUCAAAGUCUUUUGCGAUAAGGGAGCGGAAAGGAAGACUCGCGACGAGGAGAGAAGAGCAGCCAAAAGGAAGAUGACGGCUACGGGUAGGAAGAAACUCGACGAACUUUACCACUCUGUCACGGAACGUAGCGAAUUUUAUUCCAUGGUCGAUCUCCACAAGCCACCCGUCCUCUUUUCACCGCCGGCCGAGCAUGCCAUCGACAAGUUUUCGACGAUGGAGUUGUCGGGCUUCUACGGAGGCGGUGGCGGCGGUGGCGGUGGCGACACCGACACCUCGUCACUCAGUAACGGUGAGGGCGGAGGAUUGAAGGCUGGGGGUAGCAGCCCGUAUCCUACUUGCGGUAGACCGAGCCUGCCCGCCUUGAAGUUCCACAACCACUUUCCGCCCGACAAUCUCAGUAAUCUACACGACAAGAAGGACUCCUUAUUGAUGCAGGUGCAGGAACUUCAAGGCUCGGUGCUUCAGGGUGUACAACAGGCCGGACUGGCCGGCACCGUAGUCUCCAGCGUCGGCAAUCGCCUGCACCUGCAGCAACAGCCGUCGCAUUUGCGUCCGGCCGACGCCGAGGAACGUGUCAUGCUAUACGUUCGUCAGGAAUCCGAAGACGUCUACACGCCUCUCCACGUAACGCCGCCAACUGUUCAAGGACUACUCAAUGCUAUUGAGUCAAAGUACAAAAUUGCAUCCUCGAGUAUUAAUAACCUCUAUCGCAAAAACACAAAGGGCAUUACGGCGAAAAUUGAUGACGACAUGAUCAGAUUCUACGUGGACGAAGAUCUGUUCCUCUUGGAGGUGAGUCAUUCGAGAUUGAACGGAGAUGCCGUAAGCGAACGAAAUUCUACCAAUCCUGGCUCGCCGAGCGAUCCAACCGAUCCCGGGGAGGCACCGACGAGCGGUUACGACGUGACGCUUAUCGAACUACCCUCGUCACCGCCACAUCUCGCCCAUUCGCCCCUUGCCAACUCGACGCACGGUCACGCACACGCGCACGUUCACGAAAGUGGAAACACGUGAAGGUGGGAACUAUCAUCCGGACAUCUCUGAAUCUUUCGACGUGUACAUAGUAGGCGGACGGAUAGUCGGCCGAAGGACGCGAUCCAAGUUCUCCGAAGAGCCAUCCGACCGUCCGCGAACUUUGAGAAUGCUUAAUCGAUCUCCGCUGGCGCAAAUACCAGAACGAGCUAAGAUUCAUUCUCUAAUUUCUUAAGAAUCGAGGAUAACUCGAUCGCCUUUUAUCUCACAUCUUUCAGAUGUCCUCAAACUUUAAACAUUUUACUUACUCGUUAGAAUAAGAAAAAAAUAUGUUGCGCCGUACGCAACGUAAAAAGCACGAAUCGAGAUUAAGAUCUUACAUGAGAGAAUGGACGAAGAAGAACCGGUUAGAUUAUAAGAUAGUCGUCGUUUUAAGAUAGAAACAUAUCAUUCUUCGUUGCGUGCAACUAUCGUUACGUGUAAAUCAAUCAAAAUUGAUUUAAGAGGACCAUUGUAUCUUACGUAUACGUAUGACGUAUGUUUAUAUGAGAUUUUUUUCAUUUUAUUUUAUUAUCGUAUCUUUGCGGUUUAGAGUUUAAAUUUUGUUUAUUUUAUUAUAAAAUAUAUCGCACAAAUGCGAAUCUACACGAAUGGAAGGAGAAGAUAGUAUCGAGUGAAGUCGACGUAUUCGAAUUUAUUUUUAAUAUACACCAAAUUAUUUCUCAUUUCGACAACGUUAUUUCAAUUAGGAACUCCUUUAAAAAAUGAUCAAUGUAUCUAUUCUAUUUGGAUUCAUUUUAUUAUCGUAUCAGUAAAAGCGUUGAUGUUAUUUUUUACUUGUAAAAGUUUUAACCCAUACUUUUUAUCAUUGUUGAUGAUAUUUUUAGACAACCUCCCACGUGCUUUAUCGUUAAGACAUUGAACGACCGACGUUCUUCCAAGUCCUACAACCUCGAACAACGUAAUCAUAUUACCUUUGACGCUCGCCAUUUGCCAUUUUUAAAUAAUCACAUUAUUUAAACAGAGUUACGUAUGGCAAGGUUUAAUAUCAGAUUGCUACGUAUCAAACCGAACGAAUACAAUAGUUUAUAUUUUAUAACAGUGUGAAAAAGAAGCCAUUGGCAGAGACAAAAAUAUUACAAUUUUAUCGUAGAAUUGCGCGUUCGCGCUUAUGUGUGUAUCCAUAUCGCGUACCGCUUUCUUGUUGUUCGUUAUAAUGUUAGAGAUCCGAUAGAUUAGAUUAGAGAAUAUCACGAUCACGACAUUUAUAUUGUUUUUGCGUUUAAUCAUACGUAUUGUCGAUACCGAUAUCAAAGCAACGAUCAAAAUACGCUUGUAAAAUGCAUAUUAUUAUUGAAUACUAUAUUUUGUUACAUUUAUCGCAGACAGCAUAUAGGUUAAUAUUAUUAAUAUUAUUGUUUCUAUCGAUUAGAGAUAUACCUAUAUCAUUAUUUUUAUACGAGAAUGUAUAAUCGUAUGAGACGUAAAAAAGAAUUUUAGAAUAAAGAGAGAGAGAGAGAGAGAGAGAGAGAAAGUAUGUGUGUGCUUGCAGUAUGAGUAGUAUAUGAUUGAAAGAGACGAUGCAUGGAACAGAAAUGAUAUAGAAAGAGAAUGAUUGCGUACGUAUGCGAGUAUAUCGAUGAAGAUGAAGAAGGAAAAAAAAUUUUUUAGUUAUGAUUGUUAGCGUUGCUCCAUGACAUUUUUAUAAAUAAUAACUAUAGCAGAGCCCUUCUUUCCCCCGCCCUGACCCACCCCUCCGCCCGUUGGCCGUUCAUUUACGAGAAAAGACACCGUCCCGACGUAUCUUUCUUUCGCAUACGAACGGCUGCGUCGAUGAGCCAUUUUAUUAUUAUUAUUAUUAUUAUUUUAUUAUUAUUACUGAUAAUAUUAUUAUAUCAUCUUUAUAAUACUUAUAACUAUUAAUAUUAUUUCUAUGUUACGAAGGAUAAACGUGUUAACGCUACGAGGAGACUACGAAUCUAAAGAAAUCUUUUGCUAAUUUUUCCAGCCACAGUCACGCAAAUUUAUCAGAAUCCUUUUUGAGGUUUCGAAAAGAAACAAAUCUCUCUGAGCAGUAGUUUACUUUCUAACGAUAGAAAGAAAGAUUUGUUCGUUGUUUCCUCGUAGCCAUUUCUUUUUCUUUUUUAUUGAGCCGUGUCGAUAUCGUACUUAAACGACGUAAAUAUGACGAUAUAAAAGAAGAAAGAGAGAGAACAAGAAGAAGGGAUGACUUCUGACUUAUUUGUUAUAAGCGUAUUCUAAUCGCAAGAAAUGUUAUUUCUUUAUCUGUCGCUUAUCCGAUCGACGGAAUAUCCGAUUUUCAGAAUGUAGCGUGGAAAUGUCGUCGGAAAGAGAGAGAGAGAGAGAGAGAGAGAGAGAGAGAGAGAGAGAGAGGGAGAGGGAGAGAGGGAGAGAGAGAGAGAGUAUUGAUAACAGAAAGCUGAAAUAUUAAGCAUGUUUUCUUUCUUCCGUCGCGUUGUCUUGCCAUCGUGAGAUUGUGCCAGAGGUGAUAUUAUAUUAUUUCGAUGUUUAUUGCAACAAUAAAUAUUAUAUUAGUACGUUUUAUAAA
Vespa velutina is the source of this 7704-nucleotide messenger RNA. RefSeq names its product protein grainyhead (gene grh). The transcript is spliced from 14 exons. Lineage: Eukaryota; Metazoa; Arthropoda; Insecta; Hymenoptera; Vespidae. Gene Ontology annotation, biological process: regulation of transcription by RNA polymerase II. The coding region runs from base 1287 to 5177 and encodes 1296 amino acids. Gene Ontology annotation, cellular component: nucleus. Gene Ontology annotation, molecular function: RNA polymerase II cis-regulatory region sequence-specific DNA binding; DNA-binding transcription activator activity, RNA polymerase II-specific. The record is from RefSeq and is a predicted model, not a curated record.